CUGUCAAUAUCAAAAUACAUUAGUUAUGUUCAUUAUGUAGGUAUCUAUUUGAGUUAGGCAAGGGUGACUUGAGUUCAUUUAAUCGAAUUUGAAUCAAAUACUACUUUCCUACAUGCAAAUGGAGUAAAUUUAUAUUGCACGGACUUAAUUUGUAUAUAAACUCGAGACUAUGCAGUAUACAUCGGACGAAGCUUAUGCUCGCCUCAUCAGUCACAAAAUGACUGUGCCACAAAGAAUUAAGGCUACAGGUGACAUAGUUGAUGAUGAAAGUGCACCCAACGGACUUGUAACAGGGUGGGAUUACUCUAAAGAAAAAUUUGACAUGAAAGUACCAGAAAGGAUACUUGUUGUUGGACAAGAUCAGCAUAUUGGUACAAAAGCUCCUCCUAGAGAAAUCCAGCUGGACAAUGCAGUUUUACCCACUGACCCGGGCAUGAUUCGUGUGAGCACACCACCCCGUGUGAUCACUCUUGACCAGCAUUACUUCCCUUCAGCUGAUGAUUUCCCACAGGGUAUUCCAAGCUCUCCACCCAGGAAUGUUAGGCCAUUCAGGUCCCAAGGAGAUGGAGCUCGCUCUACUACUCCCAGACCUGAUAAUUUUAAUGAAUCCACUAUGACUGAGUCACGUCUCAUAUUGAGAGAUCCUACACCUCCUAUAGGCCAUGGUGAAGGUUUGUCUACUGCUGAAGAAUUGGUGCAUCUACGAAGACAAAUUGUUAAAUUGAACAGACGGGUAAUGUCAAUAGAAGCUGAACAGUUACAACGUCAGCAGAAAGAGAAGAUAGCGUAUGCUAUUGGAAUUGCUUAUCUGUUGUUCAAAGUUAUGGCAUGGCUAAAUAGAUCUUAAUUUUUAUUAAACAAUGUCAUUAAAAUGUAAGAUGAACUAUAUUAAUAUAUUUUUGACUUCAUGAAAUAAACUGUUAUGUUCACAUUGUAAAUUACGUAGAGAGAAUAUGGUCACAGUUUAUCAAAAGGUUGAAGUAUAAAAUGUUAAUGCAUUAUCAUCAUAUAGCUUAAUUUAGACAACUUUUUUUAUACCGUUAUGUAUAUUUCUGUAAUAUCUUGUACAGUGUAUGUACUAGCAUACAAGUUUUUAUGAUAUACAGAAUUCUGUCUUUCAUCUACUUUUAAUGAGUUGUUAAAGUGAUGUGACCUCUCUUUUAGAAUAGAUGUAAAGGGUCAUUUUUAUUUAAAUAAAUAGAGUCCACCUUA
Galleria mellonella (greater wax moth) is the source of this 1212-nucleotide messenger RNA. It is a transcript of the gene Tango11, whose product is annotated as transport and Golgi organization protein 11. Bases 170 to 847 code for a protein of 225 amino acids. The transcript is spliced from 5 exons. Lineage: Eukaryota; Metazoa; Arthropoda; Insecta; Lepidoptera; Pyralidae. The record is from RefSeq and is a predicted model, not a curated record.